GCCCUGUCCGUGCCUUGGUCCUUCCUUUUUCUAUUGCAGUCGCAGCCAUGAGCAUGCUCAGGCUCCAAAAGAGGCUUGCCUCCAGCGUUUUGCGCUGUGGCAAAAAGAAGGUUUGGCUGGAUCCCAACGAGACCAAUGAGAUCGCCAACGCCAACUCCCGCCAGCAGAUCCGUAAAUUGGUGAAGGAUGGCCUCAUCAUCCGCAAGCCCGUCACGGUGCACUCUCGCGCCCGUUGCCGCAAGAACACGCUGGCACGUCGCAAGGGGAGGCACAUGGGAGUCGGUAAGAGAAAGGGUACAGCCAAUGCGCGAAUGCCCGAGAAGCUGUCUUGGAUGCGUCGCAUGAGAAUUCUACGCCGUCUCCUCCGUCGCUACCGGGAGUCCCACAAGAUUGACAGGCACAUGUACCACAGCCUCUACCUGAAGGUGAAGGGUAACGUGUUCAAGAACAAGCGUAUCCUCAUGGAGCACAUCCACAAGCUGAAGGCAGACAAGGCCCGCAAGAAGCUGCUGUGUGAUCAGGCCGAGGCUCGUCGCUCCAAGACGAAGGAGGCCCGUAAGCGCAGAGAGGAACGCCUGGCAGCCAAGAAAGAGGAGAUCAUCAAGACCCUCUCAAAGGAGGAGGAGACCACCAAGAAGUAAACAACUUCUUGUCCAUGGCCUACACCUCCUGCCCAACACCACCUUGUCAAGUGCGGACAAUAAAGUGUACAGAAAGAC
This is a messenger RNA of Esox lucius (northern pike), 719 nucleotides long. RefSeq names its product ribosomal protein L19 (gene rpl19). The record is from RefSeq and is a predicted model, not a curated record. Gene Ontology annotation, cellular component: cytosolic large ribosomal subunit; ribosome. Gene Ontology annotation, biological process: translation. Bases 48 to 641 code for a protein of 197 amino acids. NCBI's taxonomy places the organism in Eukaryota, Metazoa, Chordata, Actinopteri, Esociformes, Esocidae. The transcript has 6 exons. Gene Ontology annotation, molecular function: structural constituent of ribosome; RNA binding.